AGGUGGCAUGCAGGUGAAAUUCCAAUUCACUCAAGUCUAUCAAGAGCUCAUGCGUUCGUUGAGUUGUCAUCUGAAUCCAUAAAUAAACAAUUUACAUCCCUGUAUAAACACUUGCAUGUGGCAAUUUUUAUUUCCUGUAUGGAUGGGCUCUUACAUAUUUUUUUAAUGGAUAAGGAUGACUGUACUCCGUGGUGUGAACAUAUCGAUUGGAUUAUGGUUCGACAUAUUUCUGAGAACUUUUCUGGCAGUAUUAUUUGUGGUGCUAGAAACAGCCGAACCCUUCGUCAGGAAAAUUCAUGACAAUGAAGUAUGGCUUUACAGAAAUCCAAAGACGGACUCUUAUGUUCCAACUACAUUCCUCUGGCCCCUAGUAUUUAUUACCCCCUUCGUAGUUAUCGCCCUGUCAUUUUUGAAGAGUGGAGAUAAAUCAGAUCUCCAUCAAGGCUCCCUAGCAGUCUCAUUAGCACUAGGUCUUAAUGGAGUCAUCACUGAUAUGAUAAAGCUCAUUGUUGGAAGACCAAGGCCAGACUUUUUCUGGCGUUGCUUCCCCGACGGCCAAGGCAACAGCGAAUUUCUGUGCAACGGGAAUCCAGCUGAAAUAAGAGAUGGAAGGAAAUCAUUCCCAAGUGGACAUUCUUCAUUUGCCUUCGCAAGCUUGGGCUUCAUAGCUUUAUACCUAGCAGGGAAAUUCAAGACAUUCGGAACUGCAGGCAAAAGCCAUUCAUGGAAGUUAUGCGCAUUCAUCCUCCCGCUAGCAUUUGCCCUGGCUAUCGCACUGAGUCGUACCUGUGAUUACCACCACCAUUGGCAAGAUGUUGCAGUGGGUUCAUUCCUUGGAUUCCUCAUCACAUAUCUCAGUUAUAGACAUUACUAUCCUCCAUUAGACUGUCACAUGUGCCAUAGACCUUAUUCAAUACUGCUGAGCCAGGGCGAGCCUGAAGUAGCCAAACAAAAACGUGAUGGAGAUGUCAAGUGGAUAUAAGAGCAACCUCAUAAUUUUUAAGACUGACUCUUUCCCAUCCAUUUCUAAUUUCCGAAGAAAAUAAUACUGUAAAUGGUUUCUGUA
This is a messenger RNA of Diachasmimorpha longicaudata, 1066 nucleotides long. RefSeq names its product phospholipid phosphatase 5. Lineage: Eukaryota; Metazoa; Arthropoda; Insecta; Hymenoptera; Braconidae. Gene Ontology annotation, molecular function: phosphatidate phosphatase activity. The transcript is spliced from 6 exons. The record is from RefSeq and is a predicted model, not a curated record. Bases 176 to 982 code for a protein of 268 amino acids. Gene Ontology annotation, biological process: phospholipid metabolic process; phospholipid dephosphorylation.